Mixia osmundae IAM 14324 is the source of this 1158-nucleotide messenger RNA. RefSeq lists its product as uncharacterized. NCBI's taxonomy places the organism in Eukaryota, Fungi, Basidiomycota, Mixiomycetes, Mixiales, Mixiaceae. Gene Ontology annotation, cellular component: cytosol. Bases 1 to 1158 code for a protein of 385 amino acids. The record is from RefSeq and is a predicted model, not a curated record. The transcript is spliced from 6 exons. Gene Ontology annotation, molecular function: S-(hydroxymethyl)glutathione dehydrogenase [NAD(P)+] activity; zinc ion binding. Gene Ontology annotation, biological process: formaldehyde catabolic process.
AUGGCCAACGACACAGAGGGCAAGACGAUCACCUGCCGAGCAGCCAUAGCUUGGGAAGCCAAGAAGCCUCUUUCUGUCGAGGAGGUCGAAGUCGGUCCACCGCAGAAGGACGAAGUGCGCAUCAAGAUACUCUACACUGGACUGUGUCACACUGACGCAUACACCAUCUCGGGCGAUGAUCCUGAAGGACAAUUCCCAUCCAUCUGCGGCCACGAAGGAGGUGGCAUCGUCGAGAGCGUAGGCGAAGGCGUCACUGAUGUCAAAGUAGGCGAUCACGUUAUUCCGCUCUAUACAGCCGAAUGCGGCGAGUGCAAGUUCUGCAAAUCGGGCAAGACCAAUCUCUGCGGCAAAGUGCGAACGACCCAGGGCAAAGGUGUCAUGCCGGACGGCACUUCGCGCUUCAAGUGCAAAGGAAAGGAGAUUUUCCACUUCAUGGGCUGCUCCACUUUCUCAGAAUAUACCGUCGUCAGCAAAUACUCCGUCGUCGCCAUUGACAAGCAAGCCAACUUACAGAAAGCUUGCCUGCUCGGCUGCGGCAUCACGACUGGCUUCGGCGCUGCCACAAAGACUGCCAAUGUGCAAAAAGGCGACAAUGUGGCCGUCUUUGGAGCGGGCUGUGUUGGCCUGGCAGUCAUGCAAGGCUGUCAAGAUCGUGGUGCUGCUCGCAUCAUUGCAGUAGACACCAACUCUGGCAAGAAAGAAUGGGCAACUAAAUUCGGCGCAACAGAAUUUGUCAACCCGGACGACCACAAAGAUCCUGGUAUUGCGCCUUACCUGGUCGAGAUCACAGAUGGCGGUCUGGAUCAUACGUUCGACUGCACAGGCAAUGUGACCGUCAUGAGAUCUGCUCUGGAAGCUUGUCAUAAAGGCUGGGGUGUCUCAACGAUCAUCGGCGUGGCAGCGGCAGGCAAAGAGAUCUCAACGCGACCCUUUCAGCUCGUCACAGGAAGGAGAUGGCAAGGAAGUGCAUUUGGCGGUGUGAAGGGACGGUCAGAGAUGGGCGGACUGAUCAAGAACUGGUUGUCUGGCUCUGGAGCGCUCAAAGUAGACGACUAUGUCACUCAUACUGUCGACAGCCUCGACGACCUCAACAAGGGCUUUGACUAUAUGAAGUCGGGCGAGUGUAUCCGCUGCGUUGCGACGAUAUCUAAAGAAUGA